Messenger RNA from Amphiprion ocellaris (clown anemonefish), 2149 nucleotides. RefSeq lists its product as uncharacterized. The record is from RefSeq and is a predicted model, not a curated record. The transcript has 5 exons. NCBI's taxonomy places the organism in Eukaryota, Metazoa, Chordata, Actinopteri, Pomacentridae. Bases 1312 to 1941 code for a protein of 209 amino acids.
UUGGACCAGCCUCACCCAGGCAUCUCCUCUGGAACUUAUGAUGCUGCCACAAUUCCAACUACCCCAACCGCUUUGUCCACCCCUUCUUCCUCCCCUGCACCUGUCCCCUCUUCAAAGCCAGGAGACAGUGUCAGCAGAACUGUACAGCUUCAAAGUCCACAAUAUGUUGUAUACACAGACACAGAGCUGGAGCAGUCAAGAACCACCUUUUUUGAAAAACAGCGUGCUGGAGAAGAAGGAGACUUUACACUCUCCAAAGAGCUUCGCUGUCGCAUAAUAAGGAACACAGUAACAAGCAUGAUUGCCAUCAAGAGAGCUGCAGGGGAUGACUUCCGAUAUCCGUGCAGCCGUGAGCUAACUGUGAUGGCUCAGCGUCUCAUUGUGUACUACCCAAUGCUGCGGGACAGGUCUGCAGCCAGUGGAGCUGAGUGGGAAUCUGUGAAGAAACAGCUUUUGAAAAGGGUCCAAAAUGUGACAACCCCCAAAAAGAAGCAGGGAGCAACUCCUUCAAGAAAGAGGCGACUGGCCAUUAGCUUUGAGAGCAGCAGCCAUGGGUCACCCACUGAUGACAGCGGGUCCAAUGCUUCAACUUCGAUCUUGGAAAGAUCAUCGUCUGGAUGCACUUCCCCGGAGGCUGAACAGGUGGAUGGUAAGCGCACAUACUGAGAUUGUGUUUUUGUAUUAAAACUACUACAAAUAUUGAAAAGGGGGAGUGCCUUUAUUGUAUUAAUCAUUAAUCAUCAAGAUUAUCUUUUCAUGGUAACAGCUGUAGCUCAGUCUGGUUCUGGUGGUUCAACUGGAAAGAGCAGAGAGAGAGAGAGAGAGAGAGAACGCUCCUGCCGACCUAAGACUUCAGACUCGUAACUGUUACUUUACUGGAAUAAGCUAAAGAAAUACUGUAUUUUGUUAUCAAUAAACAUCUACUCCAUGUGGAGUUGAGUUGUGAGAAAGUGUGUUGGGUUAUUGCAGAUGUACUGUCACAUUUCUUUUUAGAAGUCAUUUAUAUUUAUACAUGAUUUACUUUUAGAUACAAACAUUGAAAGGAUUGCUAAUAUAACCAUUAAUCUAAAAGUAAGUAACUUUGAAUAUUUGUAUGUUUCUUCAAACUGCAAUGGUAGAAACCAAAACAGUAAUUGUAAUUUCAUUUCAACAAUAGGUCCUGAAACUACUGACAGCCCACAGAACCAGGCCAGACACUACAAAGUUCUGCAAGAGCUAUACAAAUCCAGGCCCAGGCCCAACAAGAAGGAUGUUGUCCAGCUGCUGGACCUUGAAUACCAAGCAAGACGGGCUUACAUUGACUCUGAUGUUAUGAAGGAGCACGACAGACCUACCAAGAUUCUUCAAGCAUAUCCCUGCUUCAGAGAAGUGGAUCAUAUAAUGGAUGAACUGCAGCGGAUCCUCAAUCAAGGAAACCCCCACUUCAUAUCUGAACUGAAGAACCGCUGGAGGACCUUUUGUGAGAAGAUCCAGUUUUAUGGAGUUUUCAAAAAAGUCAUGAGACCUCCACUGGCAGAUAAAGUAAAGCAAGCGGUUGCGAUGAUGAAGGCUUUGCCAGACAUCUUCCCAUCACCCACUGUUCCACCCAAGAAGUUGGGGCAUGCAAGUGAGGCCAUGCUUCACAUCCUUGAGUCUGUGGAAGACCCCAACACCUUUCUGAAUGCAAGACCACUCUCCAGCCCUGUGGUGAUCGUCUGUGAGAGCAACUGCAUUCUGGCCAUCGGAACCAUGCCUGUGCUGAUCUUCCCAAAGGAGGACAUCUCUGACAGUGCGAUGUACAUCAUGGCAUGCUACUACACCUUUCACCUCACAUACCCCAAGUGCUUAGCCACACUCCUCUCUGUGCUGCAGACAGAAGUCCUCAUGGAUGCCAUCCAUGACCAAGACAUGACUUCUUCAUAUAAAAAAGCUAUGGCUGAGUGGAGGAAGUUCACUGAGUAGGUUUGUACAUUGACCUCCAGUUCCAGUAAGUGUUGGAUGAGCCGGUUUGUUCAGGUCUCAGCGGUCUCUGCGUUUGUUCAGGUCUCCUAAUACUCUUUCACAGCACUUUCUUGUGUAGAAUGUUUUUGAUACAGUUUACAUAGCUGUUUUCACACUGUUUAUUCAGCCUUUCGAUGACCAGUAAGUGUAAUGUUUUACUUGCACCUUA